CCAAGGAAGUGGUCGCCAUGGGAACGGGGACGAAAUGCAUCGGGCAAUCAAACAUGAGGAAGACGGGGGAUGUUCUCAACGACAGUCACGCCGAAGUGGUGGCCAAGAGGAGCUUCCAGAGGUACCUCCUCCACCAGCUGUGGCUGGCAGCCGUGCAACAAGAGACAAGCAUCUUUAGCCCAGGGACUGAGCAAGGGACGUGGAUUCUCAGGCCACACAUCACCUUUGUUUUUUUCUCUAGCCACACACCUUGUGGGGACGCUUCCAUCAUCCCGAUGGCGGAAGAGGAGGCCCAGCCGUGCUGGCCCCUGAGCCCAGGGCUGGCUCCCAGGGCUGGCAGCCCGAGCUCUGGAGGGCAGUGGAGUGGAAGCGAAGCAGAAGAGAUUGCGGCCGGCCCCUCCCCCAAGAGAGCAAAAGUGGCUGCCGGGGAUUCGGCACAGGGGGCUGCCCGCCCACCCGCUCUGGGGGCUGCCGAGGAUCCUGCAGCUGCCCGCGGCCCCACCCAAGUGAUGAUGGAUGUCCAUAGGACGGGGGCAAAGUGUGUCCCGGGGGACGCGGGCGACUCCCAGCAGCCUGGCAGCGAGUACCACACUGUGGGGCUCCUGCGGAUCAAGCCGGGCCGUGGGCCUAGGACUGCCUCCAUGUCUUGCAGUGACAAGCUGGCUCGCUGGAAUGUGCUCGGCUGGCAGGGCGCCCUCCUGAUGCAUUUCCUCCAGCAGCCCAUCUACCUGUCAGCCGUGGUGGUGGGUGGCAAAUGUCCCUACAGCCAAGAGGCCAUGGAGAGGGCCAUCGUUGCACGGUGCUGGCAUGUUCUUCAUUUACCAGAUGGUUUCCAGGUUCACAAGGUGAAAAUCCUGCAGUCUUGUCUGCAUUUUAACCAUAGCCGGCGAGCAAUUGAGGACAGCCGUCUUCAGAGUCAGGGCAAGGUGGUUCCGUGCGGUGCAGCCAUCAGCUGGAGUGAGGUUCCUGAACACCCACUAGAUGUCACUUCCAAUGGCUUCAAGCAGGGGACCACCAAGAAAGCCACUGGCAGCCUCACGUCUAGGUCUCGGAUCUGCAAGGUAGAACUAUUCCAUGAGUUCCUGAAGCUGGUGGCCCAAAUUCCACAGGAAAAUCUACCAGGAACUCUCAGAGCUACGAGACUGCAGACCUACUGGGAGUACAAGGAAGCUGCUGCCAGUUACCAAGAGGCUUGGGAGGAGCUGCGGAGCCAGGCAUUCUGUUUCUGGGUGAGGAACAGCCGGGAUUACCUGAACUUCGCCUAGAGGGAAGGAGCUGGGCCGGCCUGUUUAGGUGCAAGAACUCAUUAGUCUCCAUUGACUUGACUGACCCAGUGGUAGGCAAGGAGAUGGACGCACUCUGCUGCCUUGUUCAACAGCCCUACACGUUGCCUGACAGUUUGGACCUUAAACUUGUACAAUUUUGGAUUCUGUAACUAUAAAUGAAGUAGAUAAUUUUUUAAAAAAUACCAUAGAGCUUGAUGCUCAGACCUCUGGAUCUUGACAGACUGACUCUUCAGCUCAGGGAAUGGCAGAACAGACGUUCCCUCCUGUCAUUGCAUUUGCUGCCCCUUCCCAUGAUGGGUGGGGAGACAAAAAUACCCCCCUUGAAUUGUAGACACUGAAGAAUAAAACCAGCCACCUGGAGAGUGCAACCCUCUGAAGACUCAAGCAGGUGAGUGGGGUUUCCGCUGAAAGGGCUCUGGCUGAAGGCACAUACCAGGGGCGGCCCUGGGUAAGCAAAGGCUGGCGGGAACCUGGCCCACUCUUCCAAGAGUUGCCUGUUUUACUUGUGCAUUCCCCUAGCUGUUCCCAAAAUGAGUUGGAAGACAGUGGACUAGGAGCUGUUCCUAAUGUUUUUGCACAGUUGGGACCCUGGCUUGCCACACUUGGGUGUCUCUUUCUUCCUCUCAAAAUUAAGGCUCCAAUAAACUCGGGAGGCCCAGAAUAACAGAGUGGGUAAUGCUUGUUUUCUUCUUCAUGUCCUUAAGGUGGGUGUGGCUGGA
Molecule: messenger RNA, 2005 nt
Organism: Gekko japonicus
Lineage: Eukaryota; Metazoa; Chordata; Lepidosauria; Squamata; Gekkonidae
Gene: ADAT1
Product: adenosine deaminase, tRNA-specific 1
Exons: 8
Coding region: 18-1265 (415 amino acids)
Biological process (GO): RNA processing
Molecular function (GO): adenosine deaminase activity; RNA binding
Source: RefSeq, a predicted model, not a curated record